Paramecium sonneborni is the source of this 2169-nucleotide messenger RNA. The record is from the annotation of a GenBank genome assembly. NCBI's taxonomy places the organism in Eukaryota, Ciliophora, Oligohymenophorea, Peniculida, Parameciidae.
AUGGGAUAAAUAGUUGGAAAAUGUAAAAGUUUGGGAUUACAUAAUCAAGAUAUAUUACCAUAAAUAGAAAUUGAAAAAGAGGUUAAAAGUGAAAUCAUAAAAGGUUUAAAAUAAAAGUUAAAUGAAUUUGAUGAAUUUGCAAUAUAAAAAGUGACUACUUAUAGUUUAAAAUUUGAUGGAUUGUUUAGAAAAUAAGAUAUAAUAAAGGAGAAGGUAUAGAAUAAAGUAAAAAGAUAAUAGAUUCGCUGGGUUUAGUGAAACCAAUGGAUUGUGAGAAAAUAAAAUAAAUAAAUGAAGAUUCAGAUAUAAAAUUUAAAUGUGGUAUAAGUUUGGGACAUCCAAUUAAUAUGGUUUUUAAGACUAUUCGUGGAUCUUCAAUUGAACUUAAUGAUAGUGGAUACAUAUUAUUAAAAUUAUGGGGUUUUGGGGAAAUGAUGAUAAAUUUUUAAUAGUGUAUUAAGAUAUAAGGAAUUAAAAUAAUAGGAUUAGUGAGAGGAGGAGAUAUUGAAUGUUAUAAAAAAGUUAUUAAUAAUAAUGGAUGGGAAGAAUAUGAUCAUAUUAUUAUUGAUGAUGAGAACAUUCUAGAUCUAUAAUAUGACGAAUAAACUCAUGAAAUUAAUCAUAAUUCUAUUCUAAGUGGAUUAUUACUAUAUGAUGGAAUUGUAAUUUAUAAACAUUAUAUUGAUAAAUUACAAUUCUAAUGUGAUUAUCAAAUUGUUAAAAAAGAUGUUUUAGACAUUAUUGAGAAUGGUAUAAAAGAAGCUAAUUUAAUUAAUUUUAUUGCAAAGAUUUCUUAUAUUAAAAAAUAAGAUUAUAUCAAAUUAAAAUAGUUUAUAUUGACAUAAAAAAAGAAUUCAUUUAGUAGAGAUGUAGAAGUUACAAUAAAAAAGAAAACUAUUUAUUUUAAAGAAGAUAAAUAAAUAUAUUAUGAUUAACCAAUUAUUUUAAUUAAUAGUUCUCCAAAAUCAUUCUCUAUUGCAGAUAAAUUUGCAACUUAAUUAGAAAAAAAAAAUAUCAAAUGGGAUUCAAAAUUGUUAAAAGCUAAAUUAAAUGAAAGAAUAAAAGAAUAUUCUUUAAAUGUUUAAAUUGCUUUAUAAAAAGAUAUAAUAAUUUAAAUAACAAAAGAAUCUUGUGAAAUAUAAAUUCAUCAUUGGGAAAAAGGAAUUUUAGUUCCUUAUUAUAAAAAUUUAGAAUAUAUAUCUUAAAUAAAAUAAUGGAUUAAAGCAACUUAAUUCAUCAAAUAUGAACCUAAUUAAGAUCCAGUAUAAGAUAGAAUAAGUUAUUUGGUAGCUAAUUUAUUUUAAACUAUUCCAAAAGUUGAUAAAGUUCUUGGUACUAAAUAUGCAAAUAUUCCUUUUGUUGAAAAAUGGAAACCUCCUUAUGAUUAAUUUGAUCCUCAUCAUAAAAAUUUAGAAAUUCAUCGCAAAUCUGAUAAAAUAUUAUUGAUUUGGCUAUUUGAUUAUGAAAUAGAUGAGAAUGUUGAAAAAUUAAAAGAAUUAAUCAAAUUUAAAAAAAAUAAUCCUUAAAUUGGUUUAUAAAUUGCGAUAUUAGGUUAUAUUAAAUUUAAUACAUGGACUACAAAAUUUUUGAAUUUCUUAGAUAAAUAUGAAUUAACUAAAGCAAUUUUGGAUAAUACAAUAGAGACUUGGUUUCCUCAAGAGGAAUAAUUAGGAUAAUUUAGAUUUAACAUUAUACUUUAAAGAAUAUAUGGUUUAAUGUUAGAUAAAUAAGAUAUUAUGAUUAUUGAUUCUCAAGGAAUUGUUAGAGUAAUUGAUAAUAGCUAUGAAAUUAUUAACAAUUUAUCUUAAGAAUUUGAUAAAUUAAAUGAGAAAGUAAAAGUUACUGUAAAAAAUUAGUAUUAUUAUACAUAAAAUUAGUAAUUACUGGAGGUAAUAUUAGAAUUUAAAAAAAUGUAUUCGAGAAAAUCCUUAAUUAGCUGAAAUUGUCAAAAACAUUUAAGAUAAAGGAAUAGUAGAGGAGAGUAAAGUACUAAUAGAGUAAAUGAAAGAUAAAGUUUGGUCUUUUGAAAAUGGACAAAUAUAAGAGGAAAAAUGGCAUGAAUAACCAACUAGAAUAUUAAGAAGUAUAAAAGAUUUUACAGAUAUUAAUGAAAUGGCCAGAAUUAUUGCAAGAUAUAUUGAUAAUAAUGAUAUAUGUGCAUUGAAAUGA